UUACAAUACACGUUUCAGUCUGAAGUUUCAACGCUCCUUCACACGCCUUCUCGAUCAACCGGCGUCUUCCUUUACAGUCUUGCUCCGAGAUUAAUCCCAAGCGAAAGGUUUCAUUUUUCAGCUCCAGGUUAAUCAUCUGAGCUGAGGGGUGACUCAGCGGUUUCUAGAAUCUCUCUCGAUUCCUCUUCACCCAGGGAAAUGGAGAAAAGAGACGAGGAUCUGAAGAAGGCUCAGAUGCUGGACGCUCGAGCCAGAAACAUCAGCCACAACGUUCGCUGCACUGAGUGUGGGAGUCAGUCUAUUGAAGACUCUCAGGCAGAUGUCGCUAUUCUCCUUAGACAGCUGAUUCGUGAUGAGAUUGGAGCUGGAAAAACAGACAAAGAGAUAUACAGUAAGCUCGAGGAUGAGUUUGGGGAGACAGUGCUCUAUGCUCCAAAAUUCGAUAUGCAGACAGCUGCAUUGUGGCUAACUCCGGUUCUGAUUGCUGGAGGUACUGCUGCAGGGCUGGUUUAUAGUAAGCACAGGCAAAGGACUAAUGUACACAUCAUGGCGUUGGAUCUUAUUAGAGGUGUUUCUUUGACUCCGAAAGAGAGAGUUACCAUUCUUGAUCUUCUUAUUCCACCUCCCCCUCCUCCUCAGGGAGUGGCUUCCCGGUUGAGGAGAUGGCUAAACCUCCGUUAG
Molecule: messenger RNA, 681 nt
Organism: Eruca vesicaria subsp. sativa (arugula)
Lineage: Eukaryota; Viridiplantae; Streptophyta; Magnoliopsida; Brassicales; Brassicaceae
Source: the annotation of a GenBank genome assembly